AUGGAGGAUCCCGAGAAGAAGCUGAGCCAGAAGAGCGACAGCAAACCCCGGAAAGUACGCUUUAAAAUCUCUUCCUCCUACAGUGGCCGGGUGUUGAAGCAGGUCUUUGAGGAUGGACAGGAAUUAGAGUCGCCAAAGGAGGAAUAUCCUCACAGUUUUCUCCAAGAGGCCCUUGAACCAGUGGAUGGUGUUUACAGGUCUGGGGAAGCCCCCAAGCCCCGACCGUGCUCCCCCAAGCUGACUGCUCAGAGGAUCAGCGUGGUUAGAGAGGGCAGUGCCUACACUUUGGCAGGCAGCCAGCCUUUCUUCAACGAUUACAAGGCGAAUGACCAUAAGUCCCCGCCUAUUAUAGAUUUUGGAAAGAUAAUCAUCUACACAAAUAACCUGAAAAUCAUUCGAACUCCAAUGGACAAGAGAGACUUCAAGAGGAAGAUUCUCCAGAAGGAAGAGGAGGCUGAGGAAGAGUCUCUGAUGAGCAAAGAAGGAAUCUAUGGAGACCAGAGCGAUGGGCCUUUGCCGGAGACGGAAGGCACUUUCCCCCAUAACCGGUACCCACAGGAAGGGGAGCUUCCCGAGGACAGCUGUUUUCACUGCCGAGGGUCGGGCAGUGCCCCCUGCUCUCUCUGCCACGGCAGCAAGUUCUCGAUGCUGGCCAACAGAUUUAAGGAGUCCUAUCGGGCCCUGCGGUGCCCUGCCUGCAACGAGAAUGGCCUGCAGCCUUGCCAGAUUUGCAAUCAAUAG
Camelus dromedarius (Arabian camel) is the source of this 741-nucleotide messenger RNA. RefSeq names its product glutaredoxin and cysteine rich domain containing 2 (gene GRXCR2). The transcript has 3 exons. Gene Ontology annotation, biological process: sensory perception of sound. The record is from RefSeq and is a predicted model, not a curated record. NCBI's taxonomy places the organism in Eukaryota, Metazoa, Chordata, Mammalia, Artiodactyla, Camelidae. The coding region runs from base 1 to 741 and encodes 246 amino acids. Gene Ontology annotation, cellular component: stereocilium base; stereocilium shaft; microvillus.